Molecule: messenger RNA, 1764 nt
Organism: Bradysia coprophila
Lineage: Eukaryota; Metazoa; Arthropoda; Insecta; Diptera; Sciaridae
Biological process (GO): cellular response to oxidative stress; glutathione metabolic process; cell redox homeostasis
Cellular component (GO): cytosol; mitochondrion
Molecular function (GO): glutathione-disulfide reductase (NADPH) activity; flavin adenine dinucleotide binding; NADP binding
Source: RefSeq, a predicted model, not a curated record
AAAACGUCAAACCCGCUUUUUUGUUAUUGAUAGUGACGAUUUUCGGACAGACAUUUAUCUUUGAAGUGCUCUUAUCUUUUUUCACCGUACCAGUGUCCAUCAAUUAACUCUGGCGUUCACAAUUCCUUGUCGUACGUUCAGCACCUACAGUAGCUCCCUUCGACAAAAAAUGUCUGAAAUUGUUUACGAUUACGUUGUCAUUGGCGGUGGAUCUGGGGGACUUGCCUCUGCCCGACGUGCAAGUGGCUGGUAUAAUGCAAAAGUAGCACUUGUGGAAGCAUCACCACGAUUGGGUGGUACCUGCGUUAAUGUCGGAUGUGUUCCGAAGAAAGUAAUGUGGAAUACAGCUUCGAUUGCUGAAAGUUUACGGGACGCUAAAUCGUAUGGUUUCGAUGUGAGCACAAACUCGUUCAAUUGGCUGGCAUUGAAGGAGAAGCGAGACGCAUACAUUACACGGCUGAAUGGAAUUUAUGAACGAAAUUUGGGCAACGACAAAGUUGAAUAUCUGAAAGGUUUCGCUAGCCUGGUGAAUCAAAACACGGUCAAAGUACAGAACGGAGACGCGUCCAGUGAAAUAAAAGCGAAAAACAUUUUGAUUACAGUUGGUGGUCGUCCAAUCAUUCCGAAUGUUCCCGGUGCAGAGCUCGGUAUCAGUUCAGAUGGAUUUUUCGAUUUAGAAAGUCAGCCAAAACGUGUUGCGGUUAUUGGUACCGGUUACAUCGGUGUGGAAUUGGCUGGCAUUUUCCAUGCACUGGGUAGCGAUGUUACAAUCUUUUCUCGAACGAAACAGAUCUUGCGAUCGUUCGAUUCCAUAAUUAAGGACACGUUGCUGAAGGAGAUGCAAAAUGUUGGCGUCAAUUUUGUUUUUGACUCUGACGUACGAGCGAUUUCACAGGAUGGAUCGUCGAAAAAAGUGAAAUUUUUGAGCGAUGGCGUGGAAGGCGAAAAAGAAUUUGACUGUGUUCUCUGGGCUAUUGGAAGGGAACCGAAUGUUGACGGGCUCAAUUUGAAAGCUGCAGGAGUGACCACUAAAAACAAUGGUUACAUAGUUGUCGAUGAGUAUCAGAACACUUCAGUAGCUGGUAUCUACGCAUUGGGUGAUGUUUGCGGCGAAGCUGAACUAACUCCAGUGGCUAUUGCCGCUGGUCGAAAACUGUCGGAUCGUCUUUUCGGUCCCGAACAUUUACGUAGUUCCAAAUUGGAUUACACAAACAUCCCUACUGUUGUAUUCUCUCACCCGACUGCUGGUACAAUUGGAUUGAACGAAGACGCGGCUCGCAGCAAAUACGGCGACGAGAACAUUAAGAUUUACACAUCGCGCUUCGUUAACAUGUGGAAUGCCAUGCUCGACCAUAAAGAACCAACGGCCUACAAAUUAGUCUGUGCCGGAAAGGAAGAGAAAGUGGUCGGAAUGCACAUUAUCGGCAGAGGUAGUGACGAAAUUUUACAGGGAUUCUCGGUGGCAAUUAAAAUGGGUGCAACGAAGGCGGACUUCGAUUCGGCCGUUGCUAUUCAUCCGACGGCAUCUGAAGAACUUGUAACAAUGCGAUAAACGACAUGACAUCUGGAGUGAUAAUGGAAAAAAUGAAGCACCGAAUUUCACCGCAGAUAUCUCACAUCAUUAAAACAAAGUUAUAGCUGCUACUGAUUGGUGGCCUUUAUAUGUUUAGAUUUUUGGAAAUGUUUUUUGUGUUACGACACUCAUAUAAUGUAUAAUAGGAUCAUUCAAUUUGAAUGAUGAUAUAAAUGUGGUUGGCAAAUAUA